Molecule: messenger RNA, 1794 nt
Organism: Andrographis paniculata
Lineage: Eukaryota; Viridiplantae; Streptophyta; Magnoliopsida; Lamiales; Acanthaceae
Product: carboxyl-terminal-processing peptidase 3, chloroplastic
Exons: 11
Coding region: 141-1664 (507 amino acids)
Biological process (GO): proteolysis
Molecular function (GO): serine-type peptidase activity; protein binding; endopeptidase activity
Source: RefSeq, a predicted model, not a curated record
AAAGGACAUAACCACCACAAAGCCACAGAUUCAUGUGGGCCCCUCCCUAUUCGACACUCCGCGAUUAUUACUAGCUCUCUUCUUCUUCUUCCUCCUGCGACGGACACAAACUCACUCUUGCAAUCCUCGAUGCAGAGAGUAUGGAAGCUUUGAUCGGCUCGAAUCUUGAUUCUAUUCUGAUCUGUGCUUCGGAAUUUGCUUCAUCAAGACCGUCGUUCUUUUCUGGCCGAUUCACUAGCAGGCUGAAAGCUGUGCGGUCCGACAGGCUUAGAGUCAAUUGUUUUGGUGGUUCCGACAAGGAAUUCACCAGCACUCCACAAUGUCUUGACAAAAGGAUUGGGAGAGGAUUGGUCGGAUUGGCCGCCGCCGCCGCCGCUGCCGCCGUGUCUUGGGAUUCGUCUGCCCUCGCACAGUCUUUGACUGUGGCAUUCCCUGCUUCUCACACUCGUGAGGUUAAUACAGCCCAGAGAACUCUAGUGGAGGCAUGGGGAUUGAUUCGAGAAACCUUCUUCGAUCCGACUUUCAAUCAUCAGGAUUGGGACAUGAAACUGCAGCAGACAAUGGUGGAGAUGUUUCCUCUGAGAUCAGAGGAUGAUGCCUACGGCAAAAUCAAGGGGAUGCUUUCGACCCUCGGCGAUCCUUUCACUCGCAUCAUCAGCCCCAAGGAAUAUCAGAGUUUUAGAAUAGGAAGUGAUGGAAAUCUUCAAGGUGUUGGUUUAUUCAUCAACACCGAGCCCAAGACCGGACACCUGAUUGUUUUGUCGUGCUUGGAGAAUAGCCCGGCUGCGCGCGCCGGCAUACAUGAAGGGGACGAGAUCAUGGAAAUCAACGGCGAAAGGCUCGACGGCAUGGCGAGUGAAGCAGCGGCGCAAAAGCUCCGGGGACACACUGGAACAACUGUUACUGUCAAAGUUCACACUGUUGAUGACUCAGGAAGCUCUUUUGUCCGAGAGGUUAAAAUACCGCGUGAAGUUGUGAAGCUUCCACCGAUAUCUAGUGCUAUCAUUAUCCACAGAGCACCCGAUGGUCAGCUAUCGAAGACAGGAUAUGUGAAGCUGUCGACCUUCUCGCAAUCUGCUGCUAUGGAAAUGAAGAAUACGGUUUAUGAGAUGGAGAAUCAAGGUGUAGAGUCGUACAUAUUGGACCUAAGGAACAACCCGGGUGGCUUGGUAAAGGCGGGACUUGACGUUGCUCAGAUUUGGUUAGAUGGAACCGAGACACUAGUGAAUACUAUCGAUAGGGAUGGGAAUAUGUUCCCGAUCAACAUGAUCGAUGGUCAUGCUAUAACACAUGAUCCUCUUGUUGUCCUCGUGAAUGAAGGUAGCGCGAGUGCAAGUGAGAUCCUUGCAGGGGCGCUGCACGACAAUGGCCGAGCAAUUCUUGUUGGACACCGAACAUUCGGGAAAGGAAAAAUCCAGAGUGUGACUGAGCUACACGAUGGAUCGGCACUUUUCAUUACAGUGGCUAAAUAUUUAUCGCCGGCGCUUCAUGACAUCGACAAGGUUGGGAUAGCGCCGGAUGUGCAGUGCACAACUGACUUUCUGAAUUCACCUAAGGAUUCCUUCAGUGUGAGAAAGUCAAGUUCAUCCUUGGAAAGAGAUUCUUGCAUUCUUUUGGCUGAACAUCAGCUUGAUAUUCAAGAAUCCAAAGGCUCGGCUUCUUGAUAUGUGAUCGAAACUUUCGACAUUAUUGCCAGCCUCAACAUGGUACGCUGUUAGCACAUUAGGAUAUUGUAAAUGCAUUGGUAUGAUUCAUGAUGUAAGCUAUAGAUAAUAAGAUUGAAAAUUUAAGAAA